Messenger RNA from Petromyzon marinus (sea lamprey), 8183 nucleotides. Its product is annotated as oxidative stress-induced growth inhibitor 1-like. Gene Ontology annotation, biological process: negative regulation of cell growth. NCBI's taxonomy places the organism in Eukaryota, Metazoa, Chordata, Hyperoartia, Petromyzontiformes, Petromyzontidae. Gene Ontology annotation, molecular function: growth factor activity; oxidoreductase activity. The record is from RefSeq and is a predicted model, not a curated record.
ACCAACCAUCACCUUCCACACAACCGUCAAUCACCUCCAUCCACCACCACCAUCAUCACCACCACCACCACAAUGUCAUAUCACCAUUCGGCGCUCUGUUAGCGUGUCAUUGCGUGGUGGUUGUUUUCUGUGCCAUGUGUACUGUACGUGUUCUAUCCGUGGCGUGUGUGAUGUACCGUGAUGCAUCACGCACCGUUACUGUGAAGUAACUGUGUAUGUGCAUCAGUUAUUUUGUAGUAACUGUGUGUGUGUCAUGAUUACGUUCGCACGCGAUUAGCCACGUUAAUUAUUUUGAAUGUGUUUAUCAUUUCCUUUUCCUCUUUACGUGGCAGUAAAAUUCCGGGUAAUUAUAAACGCAGUAAAGAUAGCGGGAUGCCCGUUCAAUGCAUAGAGUACACGUGUGUCUAAUACUAAAGCAUUCUUAUGUUUUAAUAUUUAUAUUACUGUAGAUACGAUAUUGUUAUAUAACGAUAUCACGGUAGCUAUGUUGAACAAAAUGGUUUCAAAUUGUCUUUACCCAUAACGGAUAUAAUGGCGUCAUUCAAUACAUUCGCUGUGUGUGAAGACUGUGGCAACAUUGGUCACUUUUGGAACGUUUCAAUCGCCGGAAAAAAUAUAUCGACGUCUCGGUCAAACUGUUCUGUACCGUGAAGUGACAACUUCAACGAUUCGUCAAGUCGCAGUGAUCGGAAGGAUGUUAAGACGUGUACAAAUCAUAGCAUUGCGGCUGUUAUUUUAAUGAAUCUGCGUGUGUUCGGGCUACAUACGUUUCUUACUAAAUUGAUGUUGUUACUGAUAACCGCGAAAAGUGGGACGCGCGUGUGAUGUAAUCUAUCUGGCUGACUUGCAGCAUCAUUCGUCUGGUGGGGUGGGGGGUGGGAUUGUUGCUGUCCACGUGCUUAGCGUGAUGGUGCCGUUAGUCAGGAAACGUUGUCCACAUGAGAAUAACAAUCACAUCCUUUUUUUAAAAUCCUUUGUCCUUAGAAUGCCUCUAUCCAAUGGAUUGACCGUGGUUGAUGAUGAUUGUCCUUUACCUAUCGAGGAAUGCUUCACUCGGUUCCAAGACUCCUUUAUCAGGAGUGUUUCCUGAUAACAUUUGGGAUGUUUUGGUCAGUUCCAUUAUUGCGUGGCUUAUUCACGUGGGAGGAAACCGUAGAGUGAGAGAGAGAGAAAAAAAACCCCCACCAUCCAUUUGACGGGGGAACACAGCUCUACACGCAUGGAUUCAAGAAUCCAUUGCUGUACCGUCAUCUCCUGGCAACCAUGUCGCUGCCCAAGCCUGAAUUCAACAUCUGGUAAUCCCAGGCACUGUCCCAUUCAAAUCACGAACCUGGCUCAGUUAAUAUUUGGCUUCCAUGAUUCUAAGUGGCUGAUAUGGUUGGCCAAAUUCAGGGUAAUUUGAUCAAGGCUGUUUGCAGCUGCUCCACGAUGCACCUGCCAAUAACUGUAAUAUAUCUCUCUCCCAAGACAAGUCCACAAAUGUUUUAUAAGUUUAUACGGAUCACCAUCAUUAUAAUCGUCAUCCCCAUGUGCUAAAGCAAUGCACACGGUUGUAGGGGAUACAUUCUUCUAGCGUAUGGCAAGUACGUGUCAAUUAUACGCCCAGGUUUAAGUUUGUGGGCCAUCUCGGUUAGGGAGGUGCAUAACUGAUAUUGUUCAGUCCGCCAGAGAACCGGAGAAGAAUUCAGUUGUUCGCGAUGUGGUCCAUUGUUUGGUUCAGCUGGCCGCGGUCACUGCACUGUGAUUCAUCUAACAGGUCCCUGCAGGGUGGGCUGGUAGAAGUUCGCAAAUGAGAUCAUGUGACUUCCAAAUGUUGGGUGCGAUAAGACAUAUCAAGUCUCUGCGCUGUCUAUUGCUGAUUUUACACCCAACAGCACGAGAUUUCACUUCGUUAAAGUAUUGAAAGGGCACGGACGGACGGACACAUUAAUCUAUUGCAGGCUGGUACACUCAGUUUACAACUUCGUUCCUACCAGUAUAAUUGUACAAUUGUGGAAGAGGUGUUUGCGCAGCGAGCGGUCCCUGUUGAGAAGCGGUUGAUGGAGCCACCACAGUUUUCUUGGCAGAACAGAGCCGUGCGGAGCAGUGGUGGGGCCCUCGAUGACGCUUUCAUCCUUUCCCGUUCCGAGACGUCUGCAAGUUGCAGGAGGAGGAAACACUUACAAGAGGAGCCAGAAAGGAAAGUCUUGCCUCAUCAAGUGUCUGUGACCUUGCCGGCUGAGAGAACGCAUCAAGAGAAGGGGGAGAAGAGGGAGAGAGCGCGGGAGGGGGAGAGAGAGACGGAGCGGCUGUCGGAGAGGAGACGGCUGGAGAAGCAUACGCUGUGGGCUGUUUCUCCAGUUGUAACAGCGGCGGCAGCAGCUUCACAAUGUCGCACGAGCAGAUUGGGUUUCUGCCCGAUGAUGGCUCCGUCACGGUUCCCGUCGUGGUCAUCGGCAACGGUCCGUCUGGAAUCUGCCUGUCAUACCUGCUCUCUGGAUACCGGCCCUACCUCUCGGAGGGAGCCCCUCCUCAUCCCAAUCACAUUCUGCAGAUUAAGCUGGAGGAAAACUUGCACACGUCCAUACUGGAGCAGGACCUGGAGUACCUGUGCGAGGGACUCGAGGGGCGCUCUGCCAACCCUGUGGCUCUCCUGCUGGACUCGCUACUCCACCCGGACGCCGACUGUGGAGCCGACCUGCCCUCGCCGAUCCGCUGGGAGCCAGAGCCGCACCGUGCCAUCCCGCAUGUGGUGCUUGGCAAGGGAGCACCGGGAGGCGCGUGGAACGCAAUGGACACGUCCAUGCAGACGCUAAGCCUCGGCAACUGGAUGGAGCUGCCGGAUUUGCCCUUCAAGGACUGGAUUCGAGAGCAGCGCAGGCACCUGCGCAAUGACCGAGCAACGACGGCCGACGUGGCCCGCUACUACCGCCACUAUGUCAAGUGCAAGGGUCUGCAGCAGAGCUUCGUGAGCGGCGUCAUCGUCACGUCCGUGCACCGGUUGCGCGACCCCGAAUUGAUCCGCCCGUCGUCGCCGUCCUCCCCGUCCGCGUCGCCCCUCCAUCCCUCGUCCGCGUCCUCCGCGAACGGCGUCGCGGGCAUCGGCCCGGCGCGCUGGGAGGUGCGGGGCCACCACCUGGCGGUCAGCGGCGGCGGUGAAGGGCGGCUGCGGCGUUUCCGGCUGCGUGCCGCCGCCGUGGUGCUCGCAACGGGCGGCACGGACUCGCCGGCGCGGCUCGGCGUGCCCGGCGAGGGGCUGCCGUUCGUGCAGCACGCGCCGGCGGCUCUGGAGCGGGCGGUGGCCCGGGGCGAGGUGGGACGUGACUCUGAGCCGCUGCUGGUGGUGGGCGCGGGGCUGACGGCGGCGGACGCGGUGCUGGCCGCGCGCCAUCACGCGGCGCCGGUGCAGCACGCCUUCCGGCGCGCAGUCACCGACCCCGCGCUCAUCUUCAACCAGCUGCCCAAGAUGCUCUACCCGGAGUACCACAAGGUGCAUCACAUGAUGGGGGAGAGCGACACAUCCUACAAUGGAUACGCCAGCCUGCCCAGGCACCGUGUCCUCGAAUUCCGGCCCGACCGGAAGGUGCUCCUGCAGGGCCCGGCGGGCGAGCUGCGCGUGCUGCCCGUGUCAAUGGCGCUGGUCCUCAUCGGCUCCAACCCGGACCUGUCGUUUCUGGCGUGCGCGGGCCGCUCGCUCGCCAUGGACCCGUCGCGUGCCGUCAGCUGCCGCCACAACCCGCUAGACGUGCACCCGUUCACGUACGAGUGCGAGCGGGCGCCGCGCCGCGUCGACGGCUGGGCCCGCGGCGGCGACAACGGCGACGGCGGCGGCGGCGGCUACGGCGACGGAGGGGGCGACGGUGAAGACGGAGGAGAGGACGGGGCGCAGGGGGUCGGCUGUGGCCUCUUUGCGGUGGGGCCGCUCGUCGGGGACAAUUUCGUUCGCUUCUGUCUCGGCGGCGCGCUGGGCGUCGUCGGCUGCCUGGAGAAGCGCUGGCUCCGCCGCUGACGGCCCCUUCGCGACACUGGCCUUCGCCGCCAUCGCUGCUUCGCAACGGCUUUGCGACCUUGACAGGCUACCAAUGGGUGAAUCGCUUCACAGCAGGAUGGUGACUCGGCGGCGAUAGGGGAGCGAAGCGUGUGUGUUUCGCAAUGAAGGGACAAAUCGCACCCGGAGCAAACAAAGGAAAACAGAAAGCACUUAGAAAAGGUAUCCUCUUUCCGGAUAUUAUGAUGUGAUGAGUCGCGAAGGUGUUUGUUAAUUUCACCGAUUUGACAGAUUGCCUUUAAAAGGUGGUUCAACCUUCAAGGCGAGACAUUUCUUUUGUUGGAAUGCUCGUUUUGUUCGACGUGGUCACAAAAAUUGUCAGAUUUUGGGGACAGCUGGGGCUUGCAAAAAGAACGUUGCCUUCUGUCAGUGCCUGCGGGGGUUUGCGAGUGCAAGUAGGAAACGCCGAGUCUGUGGCGGGUUGCCACGAAUCCUUUUUUUUCCCUGCAGGAGCGGAAACAUUGCUGCCAAAACUGUCAUUUAGUAGCAGUCGGAGAGACACGAGGAACUUUUAUUGGAUUUUUACACGGUUGUAUGACAGUGCUUAAAAACUCGACGCUUUAAUCCCACCCACGCCCUCCCCCACCUCCUCGUCUGUCGACUGGCCUCAUGACCAGAUGGCCAAUCAGCGACUAUAUUUUUACCGACAGAUGUCAACAUAUUCCUAAUAUGCUUACUGUCGUAAAAUAUAAUGUCCCGGUCUCUAUAAACUCCUAGAGGAAAAACAAACUUGAAUUUGACUAUUUUACUACUGAUAGUGAACUUAAAAUUCAUUUUCAAACUACUUGUACUUGAUUGAUAAGUUAUGGGGGUUUUUUCCAUUCAAUUUUGAUAUUAUAAUAGGUAAAAAUUUUGAUACAUUUUUAUACUAAAGCACUUUUUUUUUUACUAACAGCUGGCCUAACUAAUAAGCAUGCUAUGUUCUCGAGUUUUUUUGGAAGACUUAAGUAUAACAUAUACAUGUGUAUAUGUGCGUACACUGUAUGUAUUGCAAAUGUGGCCGGAAAUAUUUGAAGAUACAUAAAGUGUUGAUUUAUGACAUAGUAGAAGGCAAAUGGUUAAUGAUUUUACCAUGCCAUGUUGCCAGGGCUCUCACUGAAAACAAUGUGCCAAGGGGAUUUAUAUAAUUAACAUGGUUACAUUUACAGUACAUCAUGGCUUUUGACUUUAAUUUUAUGGAAAAAUACAACACACAAUAUCGUGAUAAAAAACUUCCAUUAACCGUUUAUCUGCUUGCUGCUGACAACGUACUGCUUGGCAGAACAUUACAAGGUGAACUAAAUUGACGGGAUGAUAAAGCAAAGAGAGAGAAACAGAGCAGUAGGUUGAGAAUUCUUUCAUGUUGUGGCUUGUUUAAUACCGAUGCGUUGACAUGAAUGUUUUGAUCUGAAUGAAGAUCUGCCUCCCGGAAUACUUUUGAAGGUUUACCAACUAAAGAAAUAUUUUUGGGGUGGGGGGGGGUGUUUUGAAACAUAACGAGGUGUGCCCGUGCCAUUUCGCGCCGCUCGUUUGUAAAUUUGGGGUGACAACAGACGCAGAAAUACAGUAGCCGAUCUUUCUGCUUGCACUUAACACAGUUGCGCAUGACGAGGUGAUGUUCAAAGUUUGUUUCUUAAAGAAGCGUCCAACGGGUGUUAAUAAAAUGGGCCACUCUACAGAACAGCUGCAAGGUUUGCUUAGUGUGCAGCAGCGAUGCACAGGAGCAUGUUUUUUUAUACUUGACGUAGGGAACGUUCAAAUCUUAUUUUCUGUUAUUUGUACUUGUUCAGUGAGCGACAGCGCUAAUGUCCACCGUCCUCCAACAUUUAGUUGCCACGGUGGCAAGAUGUUAACUCUCUCACCUGGUAUGCAGGAGGUCGUGGGUUCAAUCCCAACCCUGACGCCUGCUGUAUAUUUGGAGUUUGCGUGUCUCUCCGCGUGGUCACGUGGAUUUUUCUCCAGGUCGCUUCUGAAAAAGAGAUAUAUAGCUCGGUGGGCCUUACCUGGUAAAAUAAAAAAUAGUUUUAUUUACACCAUCUCUUGUAUACAUUUACAAGCGAGUGUAAUGUGUGCACUGAUCAGUCGGGGUGUGACGAUCAUCCUUCCCUUGCGAUGUAAUCUACCAUCGCGAUUCUGUUCAAUAAUCUAUUCCGGUUUUAAAACGCCGUGGUGAUUGAAGCAUAGUCGUGGCUGCAAAUUACACGAUUGAUUUUUAAAAAAUGUCGACUAUUCCACACGUAAUUCGGUGCAUGCAUUCUUAUCUUGCGGAAUUAUUAUAAUAACGAUUAGAUGCCAACUGGGUUAUCACAUCACAGGAUCAUGAGAUUUGUUGGCUUGGGAAUGUUUUUAUCCAGCAGUGGUUUAACCUUGGCUUAAAUCGAUCAUUGACAAAUCUGCUUUUUAUUACCUUUACAUAAUAGGUAUUUUCAGUUGUGAUUGGAUUGAUGAUGCUCCCAUUAAUGAUGCGAUACAGUAAUACAUCGGUUAACGAACGAGAUGCGUUCCAUCAUAUCACUUUGUUAUCAGAAACUUCGUCACCAGAGGUAGAUAUAACAACUCCGAUUAGCACGGUUGGCUACGUAUGGUGCGAAAGAAGUUCAACAUACAUACGUGGGGUUGCGUUCCAGGAGAAGGGGCGUACAACAAUAGCCUUCACUUUUUCUGCUUGGUUUAAAGUGGUCUUUCAAGGUGUACUGCGCCAACCCUAAUGAACGAGCUAUAUCACUUGUCAUCUCUCCUGCCUUUGCCCUCCUAGUGAUCUGCAUUUUAGUUUCCAAAGAGAAAGGAUUUACGCUGCACCUUUUUCUCCGGCAAGGCCACUAGCGCUAGAUUGUCGUUUGGAUGACAAAAUAGGGGUAGUAAAAUUGUUUUACCACUGCAUAAAAAAGCACGAUCGCAUUUUACCAACACACGGAGCUCGCGAGCAGUGGCGGGCAGGAGAGGGAAGACCAGGGAAGCACGCCGCUGAUUGGGCCAAGAGAGGGGAGACUCGCGACGCUCUUCGCCGAUUGGGCCAGUAAACAAACUCCACUUGGCCGUGGCGAGAGGCCACGCGCAGCAUUUUCAUUAGUUUUACUCUUUUGAAUCGCUUUGCAUGGUUUCUGAAGGUAUUCGUUUUUUUUGUCGAUUUUUACAAAAGUAGGGGGCCGAUAGGGGCCCUCCACGGUCAACUUGGUGAUGAAGGAGCUUCGUUACCAGAGGCUUCGUUAACCGAGGUAUUACUGUAUAAUAUUAAAAGAAGUUUGGCUGGCUGGCACACGGGCUGGUAAGUGUGCGAUGGUAACCUCGCCGUUUACAUUUGUGUGGUGAUGUCACCCGCAUCCCACAGUGCUGGGCCGGGUUCCUGCGUCGCGGUGAUAUCAUCACGCCCCCCCCAACACCACCCUCAACCCCGGUUAUAUAUCUGGCACAAAUGCAUGGGCAGAACGAGAUAAAAUAAAAAAAGGUAUACAUUUAAAGCAUUAAACAUGCUUUAUGAAUAUUUAUGUAAAGUUUUGUAAUGGUUCAGAUGAAUGUCGAUUAUGUAAUGUGACAUACCUGACAAAGGUUUUUCAAAUAUGUCUUUUAAGUGUAUUUUUAACCUGCACUGAUCAUGCUAACAAGGCACUCUGUGUACCUGCACUGAAGAUAGCCAUAAUGAAAAAACACAUGCCGUCGAAUAGGACAAUGUUACUCCACCUAGCCGUAUACUUUGGAAGACCACCCUUUCCACUUUGUGCUGAUUUUCCCAAUGUUCACCACACUUGCCAUAGGCGACACCUCUUUCAUAAUUAUGUUGUUGAUCUUGAUACCAAGAUCACAAGGGAAACCUACUUUAGGGGAUUCCUUGGACCCAUAGUUUUGAAUUAAAACAACCAUUUACCAGCCCAAAUUCCACUAAAUUGUGUUGAUACUGUGUUUUAGGUAAUGGCGAGUGAAGACACAAAGUUACAAAUGACAAUUGAAUGCAACGUUCCCACGCGAAAUUGGCCUUGAACGGACUCUCUUGUCAAAUAUUGUGCUUUUUAACUCGUAGCCUUUCGCGACAAAUAUUAUUCAUAAAGGUUUUUGGGUUAGGGGUACGACACAUUUAUACUCACGCGAUCUAACCCCAAAACCUUUAUUAUGAAAAAUAUUGUGGCCAGGUUUCUUGUGCAAAUUCAUGUUCUGGGGAUAGCUUAGUGCUGAAGCAUCAACA